AUGAAAGUUCCUCUUGGGAUUCUCGAGCUUAUCCUCCAGAAAGCGGCGGAGUGUCUGUCCUACGAGGAUAUUGUACGAUUCAGACUGGUCAACAGUGGGUUCUCAUCCAAGCUGCAUCUCGUUUCCACACUAAAUUUGUCUGGGCCUCUUCGAGAAAGCGCUAUGGCCAGCGAGUGCACAUCUACAGAAUCAAAAGUCUCUCUUCACAUCAUGGGACACAUUCCCUCACAAGCGAAAAUACACUGGUACUUGAUUGAAGAGCACGACACCCGGCUAUGUCAUUUCUCGUAUUUGAUCCAGAACAUUCUUGAAGUGCUUCGUGCUGCGCGCAUGAGCAUUUGA
Penicillium vulpinum is the source of this 342-nucleotide messenger RNA. RefSeq lists its product as uncharacterized. The coding region runs from base 1 to 342 and encodes 113 amino acids. The record is from RefSeq and is a predicted model, not a curated record. NCBI's taxonomy places the organism in Eukaryota, Fungi, Ascomycota, Eurotiomycetes, Eurotiales, Aspergillaceae. The transcript has a single exon.